Messenger RNA from Ciona intestinalis (vase tunicate), 2171 nucleotides. The record is from RefSeq and is a predicted model, not a curated record. Lineage: Eukaryota; Metazoa; Chordata; Ascidiacea; Phlebobranchia; Cionidae.
CCCAUCUUCCCCCCACCUACUCUAUAUAUUAUUUAUUAACCAUUGGGUUUAUAUCAGAAUAGCGCAUUUCAGUUUAAACACGACGUGAAUCCCACGCCGUACACUUAAAAGAUAUACCAAUAAAUAUUUCACAACUUUAGGUCGCUCAAAUAUGCUUAUGUUAUCUAGGUUGAGAUAAUUUGUUGCCUCACAGUGAAUAAAAAAAUAUAACCCUAUUAACAGUACCGUAUAUACUCAUACCAUAAUGAGACUGCAUAAUCCAGAGUUGGUCGAAAAACAGCGACUAAACCUGUAUUGUACACAAUUCAGUUAACUCAUUGAACCUUUCAAAAAACUCUCAUUUUACACCGAAAUGUUGCGUCAAAUAUCUGAUAUACGUCACCAAAAUAAGACUUCCUGUGCAUAACUGAAUCUUAGCAGCAGAAACAAUCGUGGUUUCCAUAGCUUCAAGAACCGAGACAGGAAGAACACACGUAACAGUAGCCAGUAUUAGAUCACUUUUAUAAAGUCUGCGCAUUUGACAGUCAAUUCUUGAUACAUUUAGUAAGUUAGUAACUGGGCAUAAAAUGAGUUUAGUUUGUGUUUACGUUAAGAGUGCAUCAAACUUAAAAUCCGUUAUUAAUCAACUUGCUUGUAUUGGGUGUAUUUAACGCACACUUGUGUUACAGCUGAAAUUGGACAGUGAGCAUGAGGUGUAUAAAUACACUCAUAUUAUAGUUAAGUGCGACAAUAAGCAUGAGGUGUUUAAACACGCAUUCGUAUUAUAGCUAAAGUAGGACAUAUUUAGGCAUGAGGUGUAUAAAUACACCAAGUAUAGACGUUUGGCCUUAAAAAAACACCACUAUAUACUAAUUAGUGAACAGCAGAUUGUAAACGGCUUCGAUAUUCAUGAAGUGCUGUGUAUAACAUAUAGAUAAUAAUACAACGUCGAAAUUCACAGAGAACCAAUUAAAUGUGGCUUCUGGUAUUGAUCUUACAGCUUCGGUUCCUAGAGGUUUUUGCAGUCAGAUACAACACUCUUGGGUGUUGGGGAGAUACGGGAAAUAGAGCAAUUCCAACUUUAGAAAGAACCGAUCCGACUCUUAUGGACAAUUACAAAUCAAGAAGUGAUGCUAUCCUAAAGUGUGCACGAGUGGCUUUGGCUAGAAACUACGAAGUAUUUGCUGUACAGCACGGCGGUUGGUGUGCCGGGUCUGCUAACGCAAGGUCAACGUACAAGAAAUACGGUAGUUCUACAGCUUGUGCAGCUGACGGGGAAGGCGGGCAAUGGGCAAAUCAAGUCUACGAAAUUAUUGUUCAAACGGUGUCUGGACAAACUGAAAUAGAAGUAGCCUCAAACAAACAAGUGGCGUAUUGGAACGUAUUGUACAACACAUGUUUGUCGGCUCCACCAAUGAAAGUAAGUGCCACAGCGACACCAAGCGAUCAAAAUUCCCCGCAUAGAUUCAAUGUUACCAUCGUCGACAUACAAAGAUACAGCGUGCUUGUUGGAUUGAAACGAACCGACCAAGAUACGGGAUGGGAUAAAAUGCGAAUAACAGUGAACUGGAUUUUAAAUGUACCAGACUUAUAACCUAAUACCGUCUUUAUCUUUGUACAACAGUAUCUUCAAAACAAUAUUGCAUCUAUAAACUACUGCAUUUUCCCCCCUAAUCAAAACACGUGAUGGACGAACACGCUCUUAUUUGUAUGAGUUGUGGCCUUACUAGAGGAGUUCACUAAUACUUGUAUAUACGUUACAUUGCUUUGCAUAUAGUAUGGUGGGGGAAGACGGGGCACCUUUAGCACGAAAAAUCUAAAUAUCCUGGUCUUGUUUUAAACAAUUAGCAACAGUCUAUAGGAGUCGUGAGAAUACGGUUUAAUAAUUCUUUGAAUGUUCUUUGUUUACUACUAAAUGGGACGAAAAAAAAUAGAAUAAAAAUAUGUCUUAUCUCCCCGCCCCCAUCCUACUAUAAUACUUGGAAAAUAUGAAGCAUCAAACUGUAAACCCGUGUGAUCCAAAACUUUUGCGUCACUUCCUUUUCUUUUAACUUUAAUCAUUAUGACGUUUCAGUAAAUCUGUGAUGUACAAUGUCGAAGCAACAACACAGCCUUCUAGAGAUAUCUACAGUUCUGGUAUAUAUCUAGUAUAGGUCGUGGUAACAAUGUCUUAUUGAAAUUAAACAAGGGUU